UAAUUUUGUUUGUGAUGAUAUGGUCAGCAUCACUGUAUGCUGAGAUUCUUGAACCUGGUAGGCUCGGUUUCUUGAUUCUUCUUGAUCAAUUAUCGGUUCCGUCCUCAAUCUCUGUUCAUCAUUCUCUCAUACGGCAAUUGGAAUUCUCAGCCUUUUGGUGCUUCAUUCGCUCGCCUCUGCAAUCUAGGUUUUCUUUCAUCUUUUGAUGUUGAAUUCUUAACUGAAUAGGUUUUCCCCUGUGGAAUCUUUCAUUUCCGAGCUCGUGAGAAGGAAUUCUAUAUUUGUAUCUGUUGUACGCUCUCUGAGAACCGCCGCCUUUGUUCUCCUUGGGAGAUAUUUGUGUAAAUGGCGGAUCUCAAAGAGCGGUUGCUUCCUCCGAAACCUGCAUCUGCUAUAAAUGUUAGGGAGGCUGUUAAUAAUAGGCCAUCGGCCUCCGGAAGGGUGCCAUUUCAAGGUGUGGAUGUUUUAGGGCUGAAGAAGCGAGGCCAGGGACUAAGAUCUUGGAUCCGGGUAGAUUCUUCUGGGAACUCCCAGAUUAUUGAGAUCGAUAAGUUCACUGUGAUGCGUCGUUGUGAUCUACCUGCACGUGAUUUGCGCCUGCUUGAUCCUUUGUUUGUUUACCCUUCCACAAUUCUUGGUAGAGAGAAGGCUAUUGUGGUCAAUCUGGAGCAGAUUCGAUGUAUCAUAACAGCUGAAGAAGUUUUGCUGUUAAAUUCACUUGAUAGUUAUGUAUUGCAGUAUGUGGUAGAGCUACAAAGACGUUUGAAAACCACUGGGGUCGAUGAGGUUUGGCAAAAUGAUGGAAAUCAUGGAGCUGACUUAAAUCGAAGAAGAGGAAGUAGGAAUUUCGAUAAUUUAUUUGCAAACACCACCUCUCCUGAUUAUUUGCCCUUUGAGUUCAGGGCUUUAGAAGUUGCUUUGGAGGCAGCUUGUACAUUUCUUGAUUCCCAGGCUGCAGAAUUAGAAAUUGAAGCAUAUCCAUUGCUAGAUGAACUUACGUCGAAAAUCAGUACAUUAAAUUUGGAGCGUGUCCGUCGCUUGAAAAGCAGACUUGUUGCUCUGACUCGUAGGGUUCAGAAGGUUAGGGAUGAAAUAGAGCAGCUCAUGGAUGAUGAUGGAGAUAUGGCAGAAAUGUAUCUCACCGAGAAGAAAAUGAGAAUGGAGUCCUUUGUUUAUGGCGAUCAGUCUGUGACUGGAUACAGGCCAAUCGAUGGAGCAUCUAUUUCAGCUCCUGUUUCUCCUGUAUCUUCACCGCCCGAAACUCGCAAGCUUGAGAAGAGCCUUAGCAUUGCAAGGAGUCGGCACGAGAGCAUGAGAAGUUCAGAAAGUGCCACUGAAAGUAUAGAGGAGCUCGAGAUGCUUCUUGAAGCAUAUUUUGUUGUCAUCGACAGCACUUUGAACAAGUUGACAUCGUUGAAGGAGUACAUUGAUGACACAGAAGAUUUCAUCAACAUCCAGUUGGAUAACGUACGGAAUCAGUUGAUCCAGUUUGAGCUACUGCUCACAACUGCAACAUUCGUUGUUGCCAUUUUUGGGGUGGUAGCUGGAAUAUUUGGCAUGAAUUUUGAAAUACCAAUGUUUGGGAAUCCUGAUGCAUUCAAGUGGGUUCUUCUAAUUACAGGAGUAAGUGGGAUUAUCAUAUUUUCUGCAUUUGUUUGGUUUUUCAGAUACAAAAGACUGAUGCCACUUUAAAGGUGUUGAUGGCAUUCUAAAAAAUUAGUCAUAUUCUAUGGGUAACAAAUGGAAUCCCAUUGGUUAUAUAUAUUAUUUCAUUUUCUUCCUCCUCUGGUUAAUGCCAACAUGAAAUGUAUGUAGGUGUAGAAAAAAACUUGGCUCAUCCAACCUAAUUUUGAAGCCUUUGUUCUCUCUGUUCA
Cucurbita moschata (crookneck pumpkin) is the source of this 1874-nucleotide messenger RNA. RefSeq names its product magnesium transporter MRS2-1-like. Bases 346 to 1692 code for a protein of 448 amino acids. The record is from RefSeq and is a predicted model, not a curated record. Lineage: Eukaryota; Viridiplantae; Streptophyta; Magnoliopsida; Cucurbitales; Cucurbitaceae. Gene Ontology annotation, cellular component: membrane. Gene Ontology annotation, molecular function: magnesium ion transmembrane transporter activity. Gene Ontology annotation, biological process: transmembrane transport; magnesium ion transport. The transcript has 6 exons.